Messenger RNA from Humulus lupulus (European hop), 1673 nucleotides. Its product is annotated as cytochrome P450 81Q32-like. Gene Ontology annotation, molecular function: iron ion binding; heme binding; monooxygenase activity. Bases 20 to 1552 code for a protein of 510 amino acids. The transcript has 2 exons. Lineage: Eukaryota; Viridiplantae; Streptophyta; Magnoliopsida; Rosales; Cannabaceae. The record is from RefSeq and is a predicted model, not a curated record.
GAUCAUUGAACUACACAAAAUGAAUGAACUAGAAGUCUUUCUAUACACAUCUCUAUCCUUUAUCUUCAUCUUCUUAGCUUACAAGCUCUUAUUCCAAACCAAAAAACGACACUACAAAAACCUACCACCAUCGCCACCUUCUUACCCCAUAAUCGGCCACCUCCAUCUCCUCAAACCUCCAGUCCACCGAGCUUUGCUCAGGCUCUCCUCCAAAUACGGCGACGUUUACACUCUCUGGUUCGGAACGCGCCGCGUGAUUAUCGUAUCAUCCCCAUCAGCUGUAGAAGAAUGCUUCACCAAAAACGACAUCGUUUUGGCCAACCGCCCACUUCUCAUCAUGGGCAAGCACGUUGGCUACAACUACACCAACAUCGUCAACUCCCCUUACGGCGACCACUGGCGGAACCUCCGCCGAAUCGCCACCGUCGAGAUCUUGUCCUCCGCCCGUCUCAACCUCUUCCUUGGCAUCCGUAAAGACGAAAUCAAGCGGCUGCUCCGCAAAAUCUCGCGAAGCUGCGGCUCCCCUGGAGGAGAGUUCGGAAGAGUGGAGCUGAGGUCAAAGCUAACGGAGCUGACUUUCAACAUCAUAAUGAGAAUGAUGGCCGGAAAACGGUACUACGGCGAUGACGUCACGGAUGAGGAGGAGGCUCGGAAGUUUCUGGAGAAUAUGAGGGAGGUUUUUGACAACGCCGGAGCUGAAAAUCCGGCCGAUUUCUUGCCGUUAUUGAAUUGGAUUCCGUGGGGAUAUGAGAAGAGGGUGGAGAGGCUUGCGAAGAAGACAGACUCGUUCUUGCAGGGUUUGAUCGAAGAGCAUCGGAAUCACAAAGAUGAGAAUCGGAACACCAUGAUCGACCAUUUACUGUCUUUGCAGGAAUCUCAACCGGAAUAUUACACGGAUCAAAUUAUCAAAGGCUUCGUAGUGAUAUUACUACUUGCAGGAAUGGAUACAUCUGCUGUGACAUUGGAAUGGACAAUGUCCAAUCUACUAAAUCAUCCUCACGUUUUACAAAAACUUAGAACUGAGCUCGAUUCUCAAAUUGGUCAACAACAAUGGGUGGAUGAAUCGGAUCUCUCUAAACUAUCUUACCUUGAAAAUGUUAUUUCUGAAACUUUACGAUUGUACCCAGCAGCUCCGCUCCUUAUACCACACUAUUCCUCUAAUGACUGCACUAUUAGUGGAUUCGAUGUACCACGUGACACAAUGGUAAUUGUAAAUGCAUGGGCCAUACACAGAGACCCUAAGUUAUGGGAAGACGCAGAGAGUUUCAAACCUGAGAGGUUUGAGAGUAGUCAUGAGAGUGAAGGAUAUAAGUUAAUGCCAUUUGGACUUGGGAGACGAGCUUGUCCUGGUAUUGGCCUGGCUCAACGUGUAGUAGGUUUAACACUGGGGUCAUUGAUUCAGUGCUUUGAGUGGGAGAGGAUUAGUAAGGAGAAAGUUGACAUGGUUGAAGGUAAAGGACUCACUAUGCCUAAACUUGUGCCAUUAGAGGCUUUGUGUAAAGCUCGCCCCAUCAUGAAUGUCAUCCUCUCAGAAUCCAUGGAAGAAAUUUAACAUUUGUUGAUGGCUAAAUACUUUCAUUAUAUAGGGUUCUUUUCAUAGACUAAUACAAUAUAUAUUUAGUAUAAUAAUUAUAUAUAUAUUCUACAAGAGUAAUAAAAUGUAACUUAAUCUC